UCAACCUAAAUUUGUGCAUUAUGUAUUCACUUCAUCCAUGGAACUCUUCUCUCUUCAAUCCCUCCUUUUCUUCUCCCUCCUCUCUCUUUUUUUCUACUUCUUCGCUUCACCAAAACAAACCCUUAAUGGCUUCAAACGUUACCCUUUAUUCGGAUGCUUACCAGGCUUCAUUAUAAACGACCACCGCCUCCUUGAAUGGACAACCCAAAAGCUCAAAAACUACCCCACAAACACUGCUGUAAUUUACAAUCCCGGCACAGUCCACGGCGUCCUCACUGCAAAUCCUUCCAACGUUGAGUACAUCCUCAAGACUAACUUCGAAAACUACCAGAAAGGCGACGUGUUCAUCGCCCCUCUUGAAGAUUUGCUCGGCCGAGGAAUCUUUAACUCCGAUGGGGAGCUCUGGAAAGUUCAGCGCAAAACGGCUAGCCAUCAGUUUAACACAAAGUCGCUUCGAAGUUUUGUUGUGGAGAAUGUGAAGUUUGAGACUUGUGCGAGGUUGGUGCCCAUGCUGACAAAAGCUUCGGAAAGAGAAGAAGUUCUGGAUUUGCAGGGUGUUUUGGAGAAGUUUGCUUUUGAUAACAUUUGCAAGGUGGUGUUUAAUGUCGAUCCCGGCUGUCUCGGCGGCGAUGGAGCCGGUGUUGGUGCCGAGUUUAUGCGUGCGUUUGAAGAUGCAAGCAACCGAAGCUGUGGGAGAUUUAGGUAUGCUUUUGAAUUUCUAUGGAGGUUGAAGAAGUUCUACAAUAUAGGAUCAGAGAGAGAACUGAAAAAAUCGAUUGCAAUAGUCAAUGAAUUUUCUACUGAUAUUAUAAGAUCAAGAUUGGAAGCAAAAAAGGAAAAUGAAAACGAUCAGGAUUUACUAUCUCAUUUUAUUGGAAGUAAUUAUAAUCCUUGUAUGAACUCACCUGAGCUUUAUCGAGAUAUGGUGAUAAAUUUUAUUCUUGCAGGACAUGACUCAACAUCGUCAGCUCUAAGUUGGUUCUUUUGGCUAUUAUCGUCUCAUCCGGACGUCGAAGAAAACAUAUUGAAAGAGCUUGAAUCCAUUCGGACAAAAAACCAAAAAAUAAUAGGCCAGUCUUAUGAGUUCGAUGAGUUAAGAGAAAUGCAUUAUCUCCAUGCGGCAUUAUCGGAAUCGUUGCGAUUGUAUCCACCGGUACCGCUUGAUUCAAAAGUAUGUUGCAACGACGAUAAAUUACCGGAUGGUACAUUUGUCGGCAAGGGAUGGAUUAUAUCAUACCAUGCAUAUGCAAUGGGGCGCAUGGAGGGCAUAUGGGGCAAGAAUUGCCAUGAAUUUUUGCCUGAAAGGUGGCUUGAAAAUGGGAUGUUUCGGCAAGAGAAUGCUUAUAGAUUCCCGGUGUUCCAUGCCGGGCCAAGAAUGUGUAUUGGGAAAGAUAUGGCUUACAUUCAAAUGAAGUCAAUUGUAGCAUCUGUGAUUGAAAGGUUUAUUGUUGAUGUACAGGAUAAGAACAAGUCUCCCGAGUAUGUUUUAUCUAUGACACUAAGGAUGAAAAAUGGAUUGAAAGUAAAAGUGAGGAAAAGAUCUCAGGAUUUUAUCAAUUGAAUUAUGUUAGGAUCCUACAUCUAUUAAGUAUAAGAUUAGUGGGUGGUUUAUUAAUCUUUAGGCUCCCUCUCCAUACAAACCGGUUUUACCCAACGCAUUCAUACAAUUGGUAUCAGAACUAGCUCUCAUAGCCUGGGAGGGCCGACGCUGGCAUUGACUCUCCUUAUAAGUCCGUUUUAAGGGUGAGUUCUACCCAGAGAAUAGUAACAAAAUUAUGUUUUUUUGUAUGUGAUAUAAAU
This is a messenger RNA of Pistacia vera, 1800 nucleotides long. Its product is annotated as cytochrome P450 94A2-like. Bases 38 to 1561 code for a protein of 507 amino acids. The transcript has a single exon. The record is from RefSeq and is a predicted model, not a curated record. Gene Ontology annotation, molecular function: monooxygenase activity; heme binding; iron ion binding. Lineage: Eukaryota; Viridiplantae; Streptophyta; Magnoliopsida; Sapindales; Anacardiaceae.